CUGCUUCCGGUCUCCAAAGAUGGCUGACGGACCAAAAGUGUAUAAGAAGACUUGUUCCAAUGAGAAGUUAUCCAUCUACCUGGGAAAGCGAGACUUUGUGGAUCACGUGGAAUCUGUGGAACCUGUCGAUGGAGUUGUUUUGCUAGACCCAGAAACUGUGAAUGACAGGAAAGUCUAUGUGACCCUCACAUGUGCAUUCCGGUAUGGUCGAGAUGACCUGGAUGUCAUAGGGUUGACCUUCAGGAAGGAUCUCUAUCUUCUCACAACACAACUUUACCCACCGGUGCCAGACCAGGUUCCGAAGACCAUCACACCCUUACAGGACAAGUUGAUGAAGAAGUUAGGAGAACAUGCUUACCCAUUCACCUUUGAGUCCUGUGGUGUGGAUUUUGAGGUGAAGGCGUUUUGUGCUCAAGACCCAGAAGAGAAAAUUCAUAAGAAGAACUCCGUGCGGCUGGUGAUCCGGAAGGUGCAGUUUGCCCCUGCUCUCACGGGCCUCUCACCCAAAACUCAAAUAACCAAGCAGUUCAUGAUGUCAGACAAGCCUCUAAACCUCGAGGCGUCCAUGAACAAGGAGAUUUAUUACCAUGGGGACCCAAUUGAAGUGAAUGUGGACAUCAACAAUACCACCAGCAAGAUUGUGAAGAAAAUAAAAAUAUCAGUUGAACAGCUCACAGAUGUGGUUCUCUAUUCCCUGGAUAACUAUACGAAGACGGUCUGCUCAGAGGAAUUUGUGGAGAAUGUGGCUGCCAACUCCACUUUCUCCAAAACGUUUGCGGUGACUCCCAUGUUGAGCAAGAAUCGUGAGAAGCGUGGUUUGGCUCUGGAUGGCAUGCUGAAGCAUGAGGACACCAACCUGGCUUCCACCACCAUCUUGAGGCCUGGGAUGGACAAGGAGGUUCUGGGCAUUCUGGUUUCCUACAAAGUGAAAGUCACCUUGGUGGUAUCGAGAGGAGGCAUCCUGGGAGAUCUCACAUCAAGUGAUGUCUCGGUUGAGAUGCCGGUUAUUCUGAUGCAUCCUAAGCCCCCCGAAAGUAAACCCAAAGCUGAGGAGGAUGUUAUGGUUGAGGAAUUCGCCCGCCAGAAACUGGGAGAAGGGGAAAGCGAUGAGGAAGGAGGAAAAAGCUAAGGCUCCAUUGUCUUCAGUAGGGGCUACUCAAGAGUUUCAAAGCCGAGAUUUAGGGCAUUUGCAUGAGCUCCGUGCAUUUUACCUUCAUAUUUCAGUAUUGUGUUUGUAAUGGGAUAAUUUCUCAUGAGCCUAAUUUCUUUGCUGUGUUUAAU
Messenger RNA from Thamnophis sirtalis, 1281 nucleotides. The record is from RefSeq and is a predicted model, not a curated record. Lineage: Eukaryota; Metazoa; Chordata; Lepidosauria; Squamata; Natricidae.